AUGCCAAUAUGUGUGGAUGAGUGUCAGAACUGUGGAGGCUUAGUCCAGGGUCCCAAUGGCACCAUCGAGAGCCCAGGGUUUCCACACGGUUAUCCAAACUACGCUAACUGCACGUGGAUCAUUAUCACAGGAGAACGUAAUCGGAUACAAUUGUCAUUUCAUACCUUUGCUCUUGAAGAAGAUUUUGAUAUUUUAUCAGUUUACGACGGCCAGCUCCAACAAGGGAAUUUGAAAGUGAGAUUAUCGGGAUUUCAGCUGCCGUCCUCGAUCGUCAGCACAGGAUCUAUCCUCGCGCUGUGGUUCACGACAGACUUCGCCGUGAGUGCCCAAGGUUUCAAAGCCCUGUAUGAAGUUUUACCCAGCCAUACAUGUGGAAAUCCCGGGGAGAUACUGAAAGGAGUUCUCCACGGCACAAGAUUCAACAUAGGAGACAAAAUCCGGUACAGCUGUCUCUCUGGCUAUAUCUUGGAAGGCCAUGCGAUUCUGACCUGCAUCGUCAGCCCUGGGAAUGGUGCUUCCUGGGACUUUCCAGCUCCAUUUUGCAGGGCUGAGGGAGCCUGUGGAGGGACCCUGCGGGGAACCAGCAGCCACAUUUCCAGCCCGCACUUCCCCUCAGAAUACGGGAACAAUGCUGACUGUACCUGGACCAUCCUCGCUGAGCCCGGGGACACCAUUGCCUUGGUCUUCACCGACUUUCAACUAGAAGAAGGGUACGACUUCUUGGAGAUCAGUGGAACAGAAGCGCCGUCCAUAUGGUAA
Messenger RNA from Prionailurus viverrinus (fishing cat), 759 nucleotides. Its product is annotated as CUB and sushi domain-containing protein 1-like. The transcript is spliced from 5 exons. Lineage: Eukaryota; Metazoa; Chordata; Mammalia; Carnivora; Felidae. Bases 1 to 759 code for a protein of 252 amino acids. The record is from RefSeq and is a predicted model, not a curated record.